Molecule: messenger RNA, 804 nt
Organism: Penicillium daleae
Lineage: Eukaryota; Fungi; Ascomycota; Eurotiomycetes; Eurotiales; Aspergillaceae
Product: glycoside hydrolase family 131 protein
Exons: 4
Coding region: 1-804 (267 amino acids)
Source: RefSeq, a predicted model, not a curated record
AUGAUGAGGAAACAUUUUGCGUGGAUGAUUUCCCUCCCUGUCGCUGUGCAAUGCGGCGACGUGUUGUGGAGUGGCAUCUUCAAUUCUUCAGCCUCAGUGGCUAACUUUGAUGAAUGGUCCUGGUCCAACCAGAUUGCACCUUGGCAGUGGUACAUUCACGGCACUGGGAAUACCUCUGACUAUCUUGGACUUUCUUCAGACUUUAAGAACCCAGCGGAUACAAGUGAUGCCCAGGGUAUUCGAAUAUCCAUUGAUGGAACCUCGUUUUGGAAUGGCCAGACCAUGGAGCGCAGCGAAAUCAUCCCUCAAACAUCCGAGAAUUUGGGUAGCGGACGCCUAUUCUACCAUUUUUCAUUGAUGACCAACAAUAUAAAUCCUCCCAAUCCCAAGUUCGAACACCAAAUUGCGUUCUUCGAGAGUCACUUUACCGAGCUGAAGUACGGUCUGCUGAGCGGUGACUCGGCCAGCGAGGACAACACACUUCGUUGGUGUGUGAGCGGAACGACAGAAUGGUCCACACAGCUUGAAGCUGGUAACUGGUACAACUUCGCCUAUGAUAUCGACUUCGAUGCACAGAGUGUCUCGUUGUGGGCAAGUAACGGCUCUGAUCCAUUGACUGCCGUCGUCACUGGUGUUAGCGCAUCGACUUCGACCAACUCUGCCGAUUGGCAUGUCGGUGAGCUGCGGCUAGACAAUGGAGGCACCGACUCUGCUGCAGAGGACUGGUUUUGGUCGGGUAUCUUUGUGGAAAACGCCCCGAUUACAGCCACCAUUGCGGGUCCAUUUGCGGGCCAGUCAGAAUGA